AUGAAUGCUAUCAAUCAUUCAAAUCAAGAGAUGAAGAAAGAGUUUGAGGUACGAGAUAAAUCCCAUAAGGCGUUGGAGAAGCAAGUGGGGCAACUUGCUCAAGAGAUGGCUCAAAUUCGUGGAAAUGCUAUCAAACAAAUUCCUUCAUAUGCGAAAUACUUGAAAGAUUUAUGUACCCAAAAGAGAACUCACAAAUUUCCUAAAAAACUUGAUUUAACCGAAAAUGUGAAUGGAAUGAACCCUUCUCGCGACACACAGAGAAGACUAAAUCCGAAUAUGCGAGAAGUAGUGAAGAAGGAAGUUUUGAAGUGGCUAGAUGCGGGUAUUGUAUACCCUAUCUCGGAUAGCCAAUGGGUGAGCCCGACACAAACAGUUCCAAAAAAGGCGGGUAUUCAAGUCGUCACAAACGACGCAGGUGAAGAGGUCGCCACUCGGCCGGUAACCGGGUGGCGUAUUUGUAUUGAUUAUAGGAAGUUGAAUGCCGCAACUUCCAAAGACCAUUUCCCUUUGCCGUUUAUUGACCAAAUAGUUGAGAAAUUGGCCGGACAAAAAUUUUAUUGUUUUCUGGAUGGUUAUUCCGGAUACAAUCAAAUUGCUAUACAUCCGGAAGACCAAGCAAAGACUACCUUUACUUGUCCAUAUGGUACUUUCGCAUUUAGGCGGAUGCCAUUUGGACUUUGUAAUGCCCCCGCCACCUUUCAAAGGUGUAUGAUGAGUAUCUUUUCAGAUAUGGUGGGGGAGUCUUUGGAAAUCUUCAUGGAUGAUUUCUCAAUAUUUGGGUCAUCGUUUGAUACAUGCCUUGACCAACUCGAAAAAGUUUUGAAAAGAUGUGUUGAGAAAAAUCUUGUUUUGAGUUGGGAAAAGAGCCAUUUCAUGGUUCAAGAAGGGAUUGUGUUGGGGCAUGUAGUGUCGAGUCGUGGGAUAGAGGUUGAUCGUGCAAAGGUGCAAGUUAUUUCUACUUUACCCUAUCCCACGAAUGUUAAGGGUAUUAGAUCGUUUUUGGGUCACGCGGGGUUUUAUAGAAGAUUUAUAAAAGGGUUUAGUGAUAUAACCAAACCCCUAUGUAAGUUAUUGCUAAAAGACCAACCGUUUGAAUUUAACCAAGAUUGUCAAAAUGCCUUUAAUGUGUUGAAACAAAAGUUGGUUGAGGCCCCAAUCUUGCAAUCACCGAAUUGGUCGUUACCAUUCAAAAUUAUGUGUGAUGCAAGUGAUUAUGCGGUGGGGGCCGUGUUGGGUCAAAGGGUAGAUAAGAAACCUGUUGCUAUUUACUACGCAAGUAAGACUCUCUCGGAUGCACAAUUGAAUUACACAACCACCGAGAAAGAGCUGCUUGCGGUGGUAUAUGCGUUGGAUAAGUUUCGUGCUUACAUAUGGGGUACUAAGGUCAUUGUUUAUUCUGACCAUUCUGCAGUUAGGUAUCUCAUGGACAAGAAGGAUGCGAAGCCGAGGCUAAUCCGAUGGGUUCUCUUGCUACAAGAGUUUGACCUAGAAAUUCGAGAUAAGAAAGGGAGCGAGAAUGUGGUCGCGGACCACUUGUCUCGGUUGAGUGUGGAGGAUUCUUCCCGUGAAGAAAUCAAUGAGACUUUUCCAGAUGAGCAAAUUUUAAAAGUUGGAAUAUUACCAUGGUAUGCUAAUAUUGUCAACUAUUUGGUUACAGGUGACUUGCCGGCUCAUUGGGGUAGAAGGAAGAGGUUGCACUUCCUGUCUCAAAUCAAGUAUUACACGUUGGAGGAACCGGACUUAUUCAAGAUUUGUCCGGAUCAAGUCGUUCGAAGAUGCAUACCCGACGAGGAAACAAGCGGUCAAGUUGAGGUUUCCAAUAGGCAAAUAAAAGAAAUUUUGCAAAAGACCGUUCGACCCGACCGAAAGGAUUGGUCAACGAAGUUGAAUGAUGCUUUAUGGGCCUAUAGAACGGCUCAUAAAACGCCUAUUGGAACCACUCCUUAUCGCUUAGUUUAUGGGCGAAAUUGUCACUUGCCAGUUGAGCUUGUGCAUCGUGCUUGGUGGGCUAUAAAAGAGGUUAACAUGAAAUAUGACGAUGCAGGAAAGGAGCGAAAGUUAAAGCUUUGCGAGUUGGAGGAGCUUCGGGAGGAAGCGUACGAGUGUGCCUCAAAGUACAAGGAUGACAUGAAGAGGGCACAUGACGCAAAGUUGAAGCCAAAGGAGUUUGAAGUGGGUCAAAAGGUUUGGCUCUACAAUUCGAGGCUUAAAUACUUCCCCGGAAAGCUCAAGAGCAAGUGGAUGGGCCCGUAUUUGGAUGUGAAUCGUUUCCGGUUCAUACUAACCUUUCUUGAUUGUGGGAAGUUCGGGCACUCCAAACGGGUCAUGAAGAUACAAGCCAUGUUUCGUGGGAGCAAAAAGGCAAAGACCUCCGGUCAAGGUUCAUCUUCGGGAGCCGGUUCGGGCUCUGGGGUUUAUCAAAGACGAUGGGAACAACUUAGUAAUGUAGAAGAAGGCGAUGGUCAACUUGAAAGACAAGAUUGGGCUUGGGAAGAGGCGAAGAAUAGUGGGUCGGCUUCGAAAUGGAAGGAAGAGAAAACAAAGGCUCUUUCUAGAUACAAGAAUAAGAAGUUGGAAGCCAAGAUGUGGAAGAUGAAAAUGGUUACGGGCAUUUCGAAACCCGUACCCGACAGGGCGGUUUGUGAACGUACGGUGGAUGUCGAAGAGUUUAGGAAGAUUGGGAUAGUGCAGAGGUUCGAGAAACUCGGUUGGGAGCGAGUGAUUGAUUGGUGUGAUGACAUCACCAACCGGGUAUACUUGGCGGCAGUUUGUGAGUGGCUAUCCACUCUUCGUUUUGAACAUUCCGAUAGACCAGCCCAUAUGUGGAAGUUGAUUGGGAACAUUGGGAAAAAUCAAAUGGUGAUGUCCUUCGAGCAUAUGAAUGCUAUAGCGAGGUUUGACUCGCUUGGGGUCGACGCAUACGAUUAUUAUGGGUAUGAUCAGUUUUUGGAUAACAAGAGGAAUGAUGCUGACCCAGUGACUCUCUUGGAGGAUACAUUACCCGGUUCUGGGGGUUCAGGUAAUGCAAGGGCAGAUUUGUCUCUGAUGGGAAAAAUAUUGCAAGGUAUCUCGUUGGAGAACAUUAUGGUACGGUUUGGAGACCGUGGGACGGUGAAGGCACCCGACUGUCGGGUGGUGCAUGCAUUAUUAUAUAGGACGCCCAAGCUCUCGUGGCGCCAAAUUGUUAUGAUUAACACAUGGGAUACACGGGAAUCGUUUAAACGCAAAAUGAUUCCUUACCCAAGAUUGAUCAGCGCCAUGAUUCUCCAACAAAACGAAUUACCUCAAGACUCACUAUGGGUAUCCAAACCCAUUGAUCAAUUCAACUUUGCCUCUAUGAGGCGACAUUGGAACAUAACCGUGAAAUCUUUUGGGCAUUUGCACACGGUUGAAGAUGAGCAAGGGGAUAGCUAUCGGUUCAACGACAAGGAGGUUGAUGAAGAAGGUGAGGAAGAAGGGGGCGAUGAGGAGAUGCCCGAUGUUGAGGAGGACAUUGAUCCUUCCGGUCCACGGGGACCGAGGCGUAGGUACCGAAAAAAGCAUAGGGAAAUCUCUGCCAAUGUGGCAGAUUUUGUGAAUCAAAGACAAAUACCGUCGUAUCGGUUGUGGAACCGUGCGGAUCAAGGGAUCUACGACAAUGUGUCGGCGGGUAUUGGUGAAGCAAGAGAGUACCAUGCUAGUCGGAAAGAAUGGGAAGAGGCGCAAGGGGCGUACUCACAACAACAAUGGGGUUUUCAAUCAUCUUUCCGCGAGAGGGUGGAAAAACAGUUGGAGGAACAGCAACUGCAACAUGCGUUACAACAAUCUCAAAUGGAACGCAUGAUACAGCUGCAAGAAGAGGAAAGGGCCCACAGACAAGCGUGGGAGGAAGAGGAUGCUAGACGCCGGAAUGCACAGGCAGAGUUGGACCAACGCCGAUGGGGGGCGUUGGCUUUCUCCAAGCAGAUGGCAAUUAACAAUUUCAAGGUACUCCAUGACCAAGAACGCCAUCAACGAGAUUAUCAAGCCGGGCUUCCAUAUGCUGAACAUUCGGGGUGGACUGAUUACCCCAACCUUCCUCAUCCGCGAGGGCCAGCCGAUCCAAUCCCUCACUGGCCCGAAGCAGUCGGCUCGAGUUUUGUUCCCAUGCCAUACCAACCGCCACCCCAACAAGAGUCAAGCCCGUUGGAUAACUAUAGGGAUAUGCUUGAGGCCCUUACUGGUUAUCCGUACCAGCCGAACCCGCCCGUGAACCCCAAUGAGAGAUAUCAGCGGUAG
Messenger RNA from Helianthus annuus (common sunflower), 4257 nucleotides. RefSeq lists its product as uncharacterized. Gene Ontology annotation, molecular function: nucleic acid binding. The record is from RefSeq and is a predicted model, not a curated record. The coding region runs from base 1 to 4257 and encodes 1418 amino acids. The transcript is spliced from 6 exons. NCBI's taxonomy places the organism in Eukaryota, Viridiplantae, Streptophyta, Magnoliopsida, Asterales, Asteraceae.